CCAGCAACCACGCCGCCUCGGCUGAAUGGCCGUCAUCAGUGAUGGCUUGUAGACGACUGAAUGCAUGGCGUAACUUGAAAGAAGACUUGAUUCAUCCUUGGACCAGGGUUCUGUCUCGACUUCGCCGCUUGCUGUCGGACUUCUGACGUCUCGAUCCGAUUCUGCCCGUGGCUUGAAGAGCAGCUUGCGCAGGACGGCGACAAUGGGCGAGGCAAGGAGUGCCGCCACUGCUAUCUGGCCGAAGGACCACGUAUCGAAUGUCGCCUCGCCAUUUUGAGCUAUUUCAAGGCUGUUGCUUGAGCACGCGCAGGGCAAUGAGUCUGAUCGGACCCCAAGCAAAGACGAGAUACAGCCAGAUGAUCCAAAAGAGCGAGGUGAAGUCAGCCAACGAGGACCAAUUCGAAGUGUUCGAAACCACGCAAUCUGCUUUUAGUGACAACGUAACUCGGCAAACACUGAGCUGUGGAAAAUCGCUGUCCACUCGCAUGCCAACGAGAUUCCAAAGGCUGGCAUGACGACAAGAUCCAGCCCGAGGUGAUAGAUC
Molecule: messenger RNA, 544 nt
Organism: Microdochium trichocladiopsis
Lineage: Eukaryota; Fungi; Ascomycota; Sordariomycetes; Xylariales; Microdochiaceae
Exons: 2
Coding region: 258-515 (85 amino acids)
Source: RefSeq, a predicted model, not a curated record